Messenger RNA from Nannospalax galili (Upper Galilee mountains blind mole rat), 1092 nucleotides. Its product is annotated as apolipoprotein L2-like. Gene Ontology annotation, cellular component: membrane; extracellular region. Gene Ontology annotation, biological process: lipid transport; lipoprotein metabolic process. Lineage: Eukaryota; Metazoa; Chordata; Mammalia; Rodentia; Spalacidae. Bases 1 to 1092 code for a protein of 363 amino acids. Gene Ontology annotation, molecular function: lipid binding. The record is from RefSeq and is a predicted model, not a curated record. The transcript has 3 exons.
AUGACAGGUGCCAAGCUUUCCAUCCCAUCCGGUGACCCACGGAGGUUCUGCAGGACUGUCAGUGUUUUGGGCAAAGUGGCCUUCAUGUGCCUGGAAGAGAAGAGAAACGUCAUUGAGGAAACCACCGAGUAUCUGCGGUAUGCAGUAAGCAGAGAGGACCUGCAGCUCUUGCUGACUGAAGAAGGAGCGUGGGAGGCGUUCGUGGCAGAGGCUGAGUUGUCCAGGGCUGAGGCAACCAACUUUCGAGAGGCCCUGAGUGAACUCACAGCCAGCAUAGCUGUUAAAGAUGACAGCAGGCUCCAAAAUGACAGGGAAUGGUUUGUGGACUCAUUUCCUCAGGUGAAACUGGAGUGUGAGGAGCACAUCAGGAAGCUCCGUGCCCUUGCAGACAAGGUGGACAAGGUGCACAGGGACUGCACCAUCUCCAGCGUUGUGGCCGACACUACCAGCACUGUCUCUGGAGUGUUGACCCUCCUUGGUCUUGCUCUGGUUCCUGUGACAGCAGGGACCAGUCUGGUGCUCUUAGCAACUGGGAUGGGGCUGGGAGCAGCAGCUGCAGUGACUAGUAUUUCCACUGAUAUUGUAGACCAUGCAAACAAGUUGUCAGCCCAAACUGAAGCCAGCCACCUGGUGUCAACCAGCAUGGACAAAGUGAAGGUGGUUGCAGGGACUGUGGCUCAUUCAGUGCCCAAAGUCUUUUCUCUAUCCCAGAAUUGCUUCCGGGUCGUGAAAUGCAUUGAGAGGACCAUUGAUGGUAUCAAGCUCAUCAAAACCAAUCCUGCCUUAACAGCCAGUGCCAAGUGCUUCACAACUACUGGGAGAAUUUCUGUCCAAAGUGGUAAACAGGUGAAGAAAGCCUUUAAAGGCACUCCUCUGGCACUGAGCAGAAGAGCCCGGAUCAUGGGUGCAGCCACUGCAGGGGUGUCCCUUCUUAUGGAUGUGCUCAGCCUUGUGAAAGAGUCCAAGCAUUUGCAUGAAGGGGCAAAAACAAGGUCAGCUGAAGUGUUGAGGCAGCAGGCUCAGGAGCUGGAGGAGAAAUUGGAGAGGCUUGUUUGGAUCUAUGACAGUUUGCAGUCAGGCCAGACUCAGUGA